AUGCGCGUUUGGCUGCUGUUGCACGGAGUUGCGGGUAAGUUAACGUUUUUUAUGGACGUGUAAUUUUUUUUUCAAUUUUUAAAAUUUUUUUUGAAAAAAAUUGUAAUUUUUGGUUGAGACAUGAUACCAACAGUAAAAAAUGAUUCUUACACUAAACUGUUUUAGCUCUGUGUACAAUAGGACAUAGUGCAAUAUUUAACAAAUUAUCACAUGCAAAAUCUACUACAAUAUCCCCAAAAUCAACAAAAUCAUUGUCGACAAACACGAUAAAACUGGGUCAAUUAUGUAUGACAGUAGAGCACUUCCGUGCAUUUCCAAAUGAUACUCAGAGUUUCUACGAAUGUGCACCAUUAGCUGAAGAAGAGCGUAAAGAAUAUGACAUACAAGGAAAGUACCUUGGUAUAUGGACAAAGCGAAAAUGUUCUGCAGAGCACGCUUUUGAUGCCGGGAAACAAAAGUGCGUUGAUAAGAAGAAACUUCAUAGGCAUCGUGCGCAAUGUCAAUUGAAUCCUGGUACUACGGGUUGUCAACAGUACUGUCAACCAACGGAAUGGGCUCAACCUCAGGUUGGAGCGGCAUGUAACUGGCAGUAUAGUUUGUUGUAUUACACUCCGGAAGACACACAUGGAUUUUUACAGUGUGCUCAGACUAGUGCUUCGUAAGUUUAAAUAUAUAAUUGUAACGUAUAAUGUACAUGAUGGCAACGGAAAUUUUUUUAUUUGAAUAUAAUUGAAAUACUUAAAUAUUUGUAAAAAUUUAUGACAAACUUUGGCUUGUUUUAUUAAUACUACGUAUUUUACAGUGACCCUUGUGGUGAAUGGAUCCGAAUCGAUUGCCCAAUAAACACUGCUUUUGAUAUCAACAUACAAUUGUGUAUUCCGUUAGUAUUUGAAGUUGAUACAUGUUCAGCAGCAAACCAAGUAGCUGUAUGUAAAUGUGGAACUAAUUCUCAUACUUGUCCUGGAAUUUCACAAUGCACUAACGUAUGUUGUUUUAAAUAUAAAAUUUUUUUAAAAGCAAUUUAACUUAAAACGUAUUUUACAAAAAUUUAUAAAAAAAUUUUACUUUUGAAAAGUUCUGAUUUUAAAAGUUACUUGUAUAUCUAUGUAAUUUAGAACGUAUGCUGCGCUACUGUAAACCCAUACGAUUUAUUGUCAUAUGACAACCCGUCAUCGUACCAAGCGUCAACUUCAGUAUGUGCUGGUAGUGGAACAUACCCUGUUUCUAUGUGCAAUCCCAGCUGUCCUCCAAGUAUGUUUUAUAUGCCGUAGUUAUUUAUAUCGUAUUUUAAAAAGGAAUAGCAAAACAUUUUUAAACAUUACAUAUAAGUCUUAUGCUUAUAAAUAUAAUAUUAUUUACCUCAAAUAUAAACUUCCCAAGACUUUUACAAGUUAUACCUUUAAUAUCAACAUUUAAACACAUGACAACCUAAAUUUAAGCCUAUACCUGCCAACCAAAUGUGGGUUGUUGUCCAGUCAUAUCCGUAGUGCCAGCGGCACCCACGCCAGCCCCAACACCAGCUCCAGUUGCUCAAACGCCACAAACAAUUGUUUUACAAUUAACAAGUUGUCCAGCAAGCAAUUCUCAGCCAGUUUCAUCAUGUGGUUCUUGUCCUACUGGCUACAUUUGUGCUCCUUUACUUGGGGCUUGUUGUCCGGCACCGGCUCCAACAACUGCUCCCGCACCACCACCUCCGCCGCCUCCACCACCAUCACAACCAAUUGUCAUGCUUUGUUCUAGUAGGUUUACUUAUGGAAUUUUUUUAACUUUAAAGUCAUCGUUACAAGUGAAAAAACUUACUUUUUUUUGUUUUACAUCAAAAAGAUAACUAAAACACUUCCAGAUGGCCAAAUGCCAACCUCAACGUGUGCUCCAUCUUCUCCUUGUCCAAGUGGUUCGAGUUGUACUAACGGUGUUUGCUGUCCAUGCCAAUGCCCACCGAACACCAUGAUGUUGGGUAUUUGUCUACCGGCAGCGCCGGCUCCUUCAGCACCUACUCAAGCACCAGCUCCUGCUCCGUCGCCUUGUUCAUCCAGCGGUGCUAUGUGUUACAACGGAUGUUGUUGCUCUGCUCCACCGAAGAUGCCCGUUUGUUCAAACGGCCAAAUGUCUGCUCAGAGUUGCGCCAGCACGGCGGUAAGGUUUUAAUUGGCUAUAGUAAAACUUUUGAUAAUCUUUUGUAAAUCUAUGAAGGAUGCGUCCUUUUAUUUGUACUUCCAUACCUGAUGUUAUUUAUUUGUAGCAAUGCGGAUCAGGAAUGGAAUGCUCUAACGGCGGAUGCUGCCCCAUCCCCUACUGUCCAACCGGUCAACAAGCAAUUGGUCGUUGUUCACAAGGUCAAACCUGUGGCGGAGGUAACACAAUUUGCUUGGAAGGCCUAUGUUGCACUCUCCCAACUUGUUCAUCCGGACAACCAGCACAAUCAAUAUGUACUGCAACUACCCAAUGUCCACCUCAAACCGUCUGCCAAAAUGGAGGUUGUUGCGCUUUACCAAUGUGUCCUACCGGCACUCCAGCGUCUUCAACAUGUUCGUCAUCCUGUUCUCAACCUCAACCAAUUAUAAUUUCUAUACCUGCAAUAGCUUCACCUGCACCAGCGCCACCAAUGCCUUCACCUCAACCGGUGACUUCUUGUUGUUCAGCUGGACAGCAAUGUGUUAACGGAGGUUGUUGCACAUUACCAACAUGUUCUACAUCAUCACAACCAGCUAUUAUGUUAUGCACAGCAACCACACCUUGUCCAUCUGGAACUGAAUGCAGUGGUAGAGGAUGCUGUCCUUUACCAUUGUGCCCAAGUGGUCAACAAGCGCAGCAAAGAUGUAGUGUUAGUACGCCUUGUCCAGUUGGUACUACCUGCACUAGUGGACUAUGUUGCACAUUGCCAGUAUGUACAUACGGUGGACAAGUAGCUAGCAGUUUUUGUGGUACAUCUAAUGCAUGUCCCACUAAUUAUUAUUGUGAACGUGGGGCAUGUUGUCCUGAGCCAAUACCUUUAUGUCCGUCUGGUGGUCGUUCUGUUAUGCAGUGUGUACGAGGGUCAGACUGUCCAACUGGGUAUGGAUGUACGGCUUCUGGAGGUUGUUGUCAAUUGGUCAAUGACUUUAUAUGCCCGAUUAAUGCAUUACCGGUAUGUCAAUGCAGUCCUACGAUGUCUUGUCCGGUCGGCAGUGCUUGUAACUCUGGAAUGUGUUGUACUACAAGUAAGUGGAUUUGAAAAUGGCACUAUCCGCUAAAAUUUUUCAAUAAUACGUUUUUUAGUCUAGUCAAAGUAUAGCUACUUGAAGUGCUUGUCUGCAUUUGGAUAUUUGCAUUGUUUUUGUGGAGAUAUGAUAUUCCUCUACUAUACUGUUAUUAACCUUACUUUUUAGGUCCAUCAGUAGCAAUGGCAGCGCCAGGGACAGGUUGUCAAGCUUCUCAACAAUGUUCAGGCUACUCUUCUUCAGGUCCAGGUGCCUUAUGUCAAGGUGACAUUUGUGUUUGUAUUAAAGGUGCUUUCUCUAACGGAGCCGCUUGCAAAUCGGAAUCACCAUUGGUGAUUAACAUUGCUCGUGGAGGCUGUGAUCAAUAUGGCAGUCCAUGUAAAUAUAUGUUAAGUUCGGCUAGACGACGUCCAGUGUUUUCUCCAACCAAGAAUGCUACUGAUACACCGUGUAAGAAUUUUUAAAAGUUUUUUGGCCAAGUUCUACAAUUUUAAAAUUUUUUUUAUUAGAACGGGCUGAGUAAAAUAAAAACCUAAACAAAAAUGACUCAAAAAUUGAAAUUUGUACCAAAAUUUCCAGUAUGGUACAACACAGCGGCAGCCACAAUAAGACGUUGCCCAAGAUCUUCGCCAGAUAAUUCGACCAGUCCUGAUAACACAUGCUUACCAAAUGAAACUUGCGUCAAAGGGGAAUGUAAAGUGUAAGUUUUGUAACUUUGUUGUAGUUUGUAACGGUUGUUUUAAAAAAAACAGUUGGACGUAUUUUACAAUUUUUAUACAGUAACCCCUUUUUAGUAUGGCCAUCAAAAGUGUGACACCCUUCUUAUAAUGAUAGCUUUUUGACCGCUUUUCGUAAUAGAAGUCGUAGUAAAAAUUACUUGGGUAGUGUGACACCUAGUUAAAGCUGGUGUUGCUAUAAUAAUUUACCUUUGUAGACGUCUCUGGCCAGGGGAAUACGGGUGCGAUUCAAAUGAAGAAUGUAUGUCAAGAUGCUCGAAUACUUAUUGUGAACACAAAACUGAUAAAGGUGUUUCACAAUGCCAAUGCUCUAAUGGUUUACUGCUUUAUGGACGUUGUUGUAGGUUUAACUUUCGUUUCUUUAAAAUUCGAAACAUUAUUGAGCAUUGUAAAAUACGCUUUAUAUAACAAUGACCGAAAAUAAAAAUUUUAAAAGUCAAUGUUUAAAAUCAAAGUUAAAAAAUUUACCAAAUUUUAUUUUAGUCGAAGUAUGUCCAAAAGGUUUUCACGAAAGCGGCGCUGUAUGUGAACACGACGAUGAAGAUGCGUUUUGGGCUAGUCCGGCGGCCCAAAAUGCGUUACAGAAACUGUUGAACACGGGUAGUUGUUAA
Bursaphelenchus okinawaensis is the source of this 4548-nucleotide messenger RNA. The record is from the annotation of a GenBank genome assembly. Lineage: Eukaryota; Metazoa; Nematoda; Chromadorea; Rhabditida; Aphelenchoididae.